GAGACUCACAACCACAGAGGGACGUUCUUAUCCGACCACGAGGAAGAACAACGUAGAGGAGUUUCUGUUCGUCAUGAGAAUCAUGGCCACGUGACCACAACCUCUGAGCAUGAGAGGGAAAGAAUAUUUGGAGGUAAUGCUAUGCCCUAUAGAUGCAGCGUUGUAGAAAGUAGAAGCCCUUUCCCGAAGCCCGACAAGUCCACUCGAGUCGAAAAGAUCCCCUUUCAUGGAGUUAGUUUCUAAUGUGCUUGAUGAACAUGAGACUCGUGGCCACAAGGGCACUUUCUCACCAGACCGCGAUGACCAGGGUGAGGCUCCCAAAGAAAUCCAACUUGAAAGUGAAGCUAUGACUUUUCAAAGUACAAGUAAAGUAGUGACCGUAGCAGCCUCUUCUCUUUGAAAAAGAGAAGCAGGAACUCAUCCUCAGUGACGAUGAGCGUGAAAUUGAGAAGAAAUCUCCGUAUCGUCUUUGCGGUCUUUCACACACUUGAGGAAUACGGGACUCACGGCCACAGAGGCAUUUUCUCAUCUGGACGUGCAGAAGACCAACAUAAAAGGGCUUCCCUUCCUCGUGAGAAUCAUAGUCUGAGGUCAACAACCUCAUUUGAACGUGAGCAGGAAAGAAGAGAUGAAGGUAUUGCCCUCUCUCUCGCUCCAAGAGACGAAGGGUUGUAAGAGAGCAAAAGCAUUUUCCUUCAACUUUCAACUAAGUCUUCACUCUUCGUAGCAUUGCUGGCGAAUGUUCUUGAGAAACAUGAGACUCACAGCCACGGAAUUGCUCUCUCAUUUAAGCAUGAGAAGGAUGGAGCGGGCAGAGACAAAGAAAGUAAAGGUAGCACUGGAAUAUGUAAAACGGUCGUAGUCGGAGUAGAAGUCAGCUGGAACUAUGAAAGUUGCAUUCCUUCUUUUGCUCGUCAAAGCAAGACCUUUGAUUUCCCAUAUGCACGGGGAACAUGAGACUCGUGGGCAAAACGGUAUUUUCUCAGACGAUGAAGUUGAAGAAGGAGGCAGCCAAAUGAGAGUAUUCCACCAGACUGAAAAACACGGGCAUGAGACUCAUGGCCACAGUGGCUUCUCAUCUGUGCAUGAGAAUGAAGCGGAAGUUUCCCAAAGGUCUGUGGGGUAUGCACAUGAGAGUCAUGGCCGUGUCCCAUCUAAGCAUGAGAGUGCCAGACAGGAUGAGGAAGAAGAGAGUCAAAUGAGAGUUUCCCACAGGUCUGAAAGACACGGGCAUGAGACUCAUGAACAAAGUGUUUCCUCAUCUGAGCAUGAGAGCAACAGAGCAGUUUCCCGCGGGUUUGAGGGACAUGGACAUGAGAGUCAUGGACAUGGUACUCUCUCAUCUGUGCAUGGAAGUCACAGGAAAGUUUCCCAUAAGUCUGAGAGGCACGGCUAUGCUCAUUUCUCAUCUGAGCAUGAGGGCAACAGGGAAGUCUCCUUCGGGUCUGAAGGACACGGGCAUGAGAUGCAUGGACAAAUUGGUCAUUUCUCAUUAAAAUAUGACGACGGGAGACAUGGUGAGGAAGAAGACCACCAAAGUCAAAUGAGAGUUCCCUAUAGGUCUGAGGGGCAUACACAUGAGACUCAUAGCCACAAUGGUCAUUUCUCAUCUCAGCAUGAGAACGCCAGACACGAGGUUGCCCACGAUUCUGAGACACACGGACAUGGCGCUCAUCGUCAGAAUGACGAUUUGUCAUCCGAGCAUGAGAAUGGCAGACACGAGGUUGCCCACGAUUUUGAGACACACGGACAUGGCGCUCAUCGUCAGAAUGACGAUUUGUCAUCCGAGCAUGAGAACGGCAGACACGAGGUUGCCCACGAUUUUGAGACACACGGACAUGGCGCUCAUCGUCAGAAUGACGAUUUGUCAUCCGAGCAUGAGAACGGCAGACACGAGGUUGCCCACGAUUCUGAGACACACGGACAUGGCGCUCAUCGUCAGAAUGACGAUUUGUCAUCCGAGCAUGAGAACGGCAGACACGAGGUUGCCCACGAUUUUGAGACACACGGACAUGGCGCUCAUCGUCAGACUGACGAUUUGUCAUCCGAGCAUGAGAAUGACAAGAAAGUUCCCCACAAUUCUGAGCGGAAGGGCCACGAGACUCAUAGCCACAGUGGUCAUUUCUCAAGUGCGCACGAGAAUGGCAGAAACGUUCCCCGCAAUUCUGACACAGACGCUCACGUGAGUAACGGACACGAUCGCCACUUCUCGUCUGAGCAUGAGAAUGGCAGAUACGGUGAAGAAGACGACAGUCAAAUGAGAGCUCAUCGCGGCGAGGAGGAAGGAGGCGGUCACGAAUCGCCCGACUCCUCCGAUGAAGACGGAGAGGAGGAGGAAGAAGAGGAGGGGAGGAGGGAGAAAACGCGCAAAGGGCUCCCGAAACUCUUGAUGUCGGGCCAGCCCGGGGCGGCGCAUUUGUUCGGAAUCGUAUACGAUCAUUUCAAAGCUCCCCCCUCCGCCGGAUCUUCCAUCCCCUCCGUGCAUCCCGUCUUUGCGGCUUCCGUGCACGAUCAAGACUGUGAAUGCUACGGCCACUCCAACCGCUGCAGCUACCUCGAGUUCCUGAAAAUUGUCACCUGCGUCAGCUGCAAGCACAACACCAGGGGCCAGAACUGCCAACACUGCAGACUGGGAUACUUCCGCAACGCCUCUGCUGAGCUGGACGACGAGAGCGUCUGCAUCGAGUGCAACUGCAACCAGAUGGGUUCCCUCCACGACCGCUGCAACGGGACGGGCUUCUGCCAGUGCAAAGACGGCGCCGCGGGGCCCAAGUGCGACGAGUGCCUGCCGGGCCACCACUGGAAACAAGGAUGCUACCCCAACGUUUGCGACGACGAGAUGCUUCUGUGCCAGAACGGCGGGACGUGCCACCAGAACCAGAAGUGCGCCUGCGCCCCCGAGUUCAAGGGGGUGCUGUGCCAACAGGCGCGCUGCGAGGCGGGCAAGGACUGCAACGGCGCCGCCGCGCGGCGGCCCUCGGCUGCCGCCCUGCUGCUCUGCGCGCUCUUCGGAGGCCUGCUGGCCGCGCCCCCGCCCCGCUGAACCGCCACCCCACCAGCCAGGACUGCCGAUGCGCCGCUCCCCAAAAGUUUGGGCCCUUUGGCUCGGGGGGGACGUUUCAACAAUAACCUAAAAUGCACUAUUAGCCCCUACGCGAUGAAUUUGUUUGACUAAAAGCAGCUUGAGAUGCUUCAAAGCAAAAGCAAACGACUUCAAUCAUCCUCAACGAGCCACGAGCAGUAUGGUAUAAAAAAAUAAUAAUAAUGGAAAAAAAAAAAAUGAGCUGACUGAGCAGCGUAAAAGAUAGAAAACAACACCUGAGCCUCGUUAUUAACAAGUGAAAAAAUAAGCAAUCUGCUUUGACCUUCGGGGCUGACCGGCUCCUUCUGCACCAUUUCAACAAAACAGGCUUACUCAAACCUAGCUAAUAAAUGUCACCCGUUAUUGUCAAAAAAUUUAGACAUAAUUAUGUGUAAAACAUCCAAAUCUUGAGGCGACAAAACGCCGCACACCUCCCGCAAAGUCCAGAGGAGGAAGAGGCAAACUUUUUACGACAAUUCACACACAGUUGAUUAGUUUGAAAGACAUUUUCAAACAUUUAAAACGGUUAAAAGUGACCAAAAAUAAAAGAUGAUGCGGGGGACGGACCAAUCUUAUUUAUUCGUGGGAAAAUAUGAAAUUGACCGUGAUUGGACAUACGAUCUGUCAAAAUAAAAAAAGAAAAAUUCCCAAAAAUUGAUCAAAUGCAGAAAAUGUCAAGAAAAUAUUUCAAUAAUAUAUCUAUAUAAUAUAUAUUAUAUGAAAGCUACAAUAAGCAAGAAGUACAAAUUGUUUAAAAAAAAAAAAAAAAGAAACUAAUAAAGUUGAAUGAUUUAUUCUUAUCCAAACUUUAGUGAAGAAAAUAUAAAUACCAAACAUUUAAUUUUCAAUUUAUUCUAUUCUUGUUCAAUACUACCCCCCCCCCCCCCCCCCCCCCCCCCCCA
Molecule: messenger RNA, 3984 nt
Organism: Syngnathoides biaculeatus (alligator pipefish)
Lineage: Eukaryota; Metazoa; Chordata; Actinopteri; Syngnathiformes; Syngnathidae
Gene: ntng2b
Product: netrin g2b
Exons: 21
Coding region: 887-3043 (718 amino acids)
Source: RefSeq, a predicted model, not a curated record